AUGCCCUACAUUGCCCUCGAACCAUGGCAUCGCGUGCACGACGUUUCUUUUACCAUGACACUGCAUCCCAUUUUGCCACUUACAGUAUGGCACAGUCAGUAAGUCACGCUCCGGUGCCCCCUUUGACCGUCACUUGGUCACUUUUCCUUCACGUUCCAUCACACCAGCGUGGCGCCUCCAACGCCGGCUUUACGUGGACAGACAAGCUGACCUUUCCCCUCGCCGCCCGUCUUCCUUGCUGCAGUCGGUAUCGAUCUGGGAACAACAUAUUCAUGCGUUGGGUAAGCCUCUUGUUCAGUCUUGAAACGUCUUUGUGUGUGUGCACGGUUCGAGCGGGGCCUGCGGUGGACCCGGGGGCUCUGGCGGGCAGCACACGUCGACGGGCACCCUGCUCGCACGCGCUUCUCGACGUUACGAGGCGCAACUGCACACCAGGAUCGUACAUCGUAGUAGUUCACGGGUUGCCAGCGGCUGCCGCUCGGGAGGGCUGUCUACGAUUGAUAAGUCUCUUCGAGUCCGUCUCGCGCCUGGCGGCCUCGAUGACGAAGAAGAACGGCUCGCUUCCCGUGGGAGAUAGCGAGCCACGUAGCCUCACAGAACCCGUUGCCGCGACUCGCACACACGCUUUCCCCAUUUUCCAGGGCAGUUCGCUGAUACGUGCUUCAUUCCCAUAGCUUACAAAAGAACGGCCGGGUCGAAAUCUUGACCAACGAUCAAGGUAACCGUAUUACACCAUCCUACGUCGCUUUCGCGGCCGGCUCCGGCGAACGACUCGUCGGUGACGCCGCCAAGAACCAGGCCCCUUCGAACCCUACCAACACCAUCUUCGACAUCAAGCGUUUGAUCGGUCGCCGCUUCACGGACAAGGCCGUCAAGGAGGAUAUCAAGCACUACCCCUUCACCGUCAAGCCCGGCAAGCAUGACCAGCCCGUCGUCGAGGUCUCUGUCGGCAACGAACGCAAGACCUUCACCACCGAGGAGAUCUCGGCCAUGAUCUUGGGCAAGAUGAAGGAGACCGCCGAGGCCUACUUGGGCAAGAAGGUCACCCACGCCGUCGUCACCGUCCCGGCCUACUUCAACGACGCUCAACGACAAGCGACCAAGGACGCCGGCACGAUCGCCGGUCUCAAUGUUCUCCGUGUCGUUAACGAGCCCACCGCCGCCGCGAUCGCCUACGGUCUCGACAAGACCGGUGGCGAGCGCAACAUCAUCGUCUACGAUCUCGGGGGGGGAACGUUCGAUGUCUCGCUCCUCUCGAUCGAGGACGGUGUCUUUGAGGUAUUGGCCACCGCCGGUGACACCCACUUGGGUGGUGAGGACUUUGACAACCGCGUGAUCGACUACAUUGCCAAGACGUGGAAGCGCAAGCACGACGGCCAGGACAUCACCAAGAACUUGCGUACGAUGGGUAAGCUGAAGCGCGAGGUCGAGAAGGCCAAGCGAACGCUCUCGUCGCAAAUGUCGACCAAGCUCGAGAUCGAGGCCUUCUUCGAAGGCGAGGACCUGUCCGAGACCCUCACCCGCGCCAAGUUCGAAGAGCUGAACCUCGACCUGUUCCGCAAGACGAUGAAGCCCGUCGAGCAAGUGCUUAAGGAUGCCGGAUUCAAGAAGGAGCAAGUCGACGACAUCGUCCUCGUCGGUGGUUCGACCCGUAUCCCCAAGGUCCAGGAACUGCUUAAGGAGUAUUUCAACGGCAAGGAGCCCACCAAGGGUAUCAACCCCGAUGAGGCCGUCGCUUACGGUGCUGCCGUCCAAGGUGGUAUCCUCUCCGGUGAGGAGGGUCUCGGUGAUGUCGUCCUGAUCGAUGUCUGCCCCCUCACCCUCGGUAUCGAGACGACCGGUGGUGUCUUCACAAAGCUCGUGAGUCGCUGGACGCCCCAACGAAUUGUCAUCCGUUGUCGCUUGAUACUAAUUGCGUCCUCUCCCGCUACAGAUUGACCGCAACACCGUCAUCCCCACCAAGAAGUCCCAGAUCUUCUCGACCGCCGUCGACAAUCAGCCUACCGUUUUGAUCCAAGUCUACGAGGGUGAGCGUGCGAUGACGCGCGACAACAACCAUCUCGGCAAAUUCGAAUUGACCGGUAUGGCCCCCGCCCCUCGCGGUGUCCCCCAAAUCGAGGUCACGUUCGAGAUCGACGCUUCGAGUAUUCUCCGCGUCAGCGCCGUUGACAAGGCGACGGGCAAGUCCGAAUCGGUGACGAUCGAGAACGAGCGAGGCCGUCUCUCGCAAGAGGAGAUUGACCGAAUGGUCGCCGAGGCCGAACAGUUCGCCGAGGCGGACGAGCUUUUGAAGAAGAAGAUCGAGUCGCGCAACGCGUUGGAGAACUUCAUCUACUCGGUCAAGGGUCAACUUGCCGACACCAAGGAAGGUCUUGGCGCCAAAUUGGACAAGUCCGACAUCAAGACCUUGCACGCCGAGUUGAAAAAGUCGCAGGACUGGCUCGAGGCGAACGCCGAUGCGUCGGUCGAGGACUUGACCGAGCAACUUGAGACGCUCCAAGGCGUCGUCACGCCCAUCACGAGCAAGAUCUACGGUGGUGCCGGCGGAUCGGAGGAGCCCCUCUCGAACCACGACGAGCUUUAG
This is a messenger RNA of Microbotryum saponariae, 2584 nucleotides long. Lineage: Eukaryota; Fungi; Basidiomycota; Microbotryomycetes; Microbotryales; Microbotryaceae. The record is from the annotation of a GenBank genome assembly.